This is a messenger RNA of Mesocestoides corti, 2973 nucleotides long. Lineage: Eukaryota; Metazoa; Platyhelminthes; Cestoda; Cyclophyllidea; Mesocestoididae. The record is from the annotation of a GenBank genome assembly.
AUGUGUGAACCUGAUUUCACCGAGCCGUGGUCCUCAGAUGGCGAUAGUGUUUCUUCCGACAGCGUUUCAUCGUCUUCAGAUUCCGAAGCCAAAUCAUCUUCGGGUACAGUUGAUCACCUUUCUUCUGGUGUGACUAAGGGAGUUCGUUUUCUGAAGCGCGCUGGCGUGUUCACUAGGGAGGAAGUUAUUGAACAGGCCAUCGACCGUUGGACUUCUUAUCUUCGUCUCUGUGGUAGAGCCAUGACGGCACUGCGUGAGAGCAUGGUGGAAACUUACGUCAAGCAGGCGGUUGACGCCAGGUCUGCUCGCCACCCUAAUUCCUUCAGUGAUCUCAGCGACAUUAUGAAACCAGGGCCUAGCGAUUCACCUUCAGGUUCAUCGCAAGCUUAUCUUGGUAGCAGCCACCGUUUGCAUGAACUUCGUGCUCUUCGACGCUUUGGACGCUAUUCUAGCCGAGUGGAAAACGCGAGGCGAGCAGCUGCAAUGUCUAAGUUUGCUAUCAUGUCUACUCGAUUGGCUCCGUGGCAGCGCUCAGGCGGUGGCCAUCAGUCCUGUAAGUAUCGGGACCCCACAACGACCACGUGGGAAAGUCGCUGCACCCGCACUUGCCUCCCCCUACUGCCUUACUGUGCUGCUCACUUAGUCCUUUCCGAGGACAUACCGCCUCCACCCUCUUCCUCAACCCCUCGGGGGGACGGGGAAGUAGACGGUGAGGCGAGCGCUAGCACCAACUCAGGGGUUGUAAAACCUGGGAAGCCUGCUCGAAAAGUAAACAUGAGUAAACUGCGUUCAAACUCCGACGCCACGAAUCCGUCAACUUCGCUCUGCAGCAAAGUUAGCAAUGUUCAGUUCCCUCCUCAGUUUCUUUUUCGUAAAUGUGGCGGAGGGUCAAAUAAGGAUUGUCCAGAGCCGGUUAUCGCCUGGAGCCCCACGUCGCGAUGCCCCCAGCACGCAGACAUCGACAGCGUCUGGCCGCUCGACGCCAAGGCGGAAGACGCGACCACUGCACCUCCAGACGACCUCCAGAGACCCACCAUCCACCCACUUUUAAUUCACCUGUUACCGGCUCAAUCAGUCAACAUGAAAUACGAGUAUGCCGAAUCGGACAUCAUUAUCGUAUCGGCAUGCCGGACACCCAUUGGACGAUUCUGCGGUAGCUUGGCUAGUGUUCCCACUCACGAACUCGGUGGUCGCGUAAUUUCAGAAUGUAUUAAAAAGGCUACUGAACAAUUUGUUGGGCUGACGGAACACGAAGUUUUAAUGAAGGUGAGCGAGGUGAUAAUGGGCCAGGUGUACACGGCAGGUGGAGGUCAGAAUCCGGCCAGACAAGCUGCCAAAGCUGCUGGCCUUCCCUACACAGUGCCUGCUUGGGGUCUAAACAUGCUCUGCGCCUCAGGCAUGAAGGCUGUUUGCCAAUGCACGCAGAUGCUGAAAGUGGAGGGUGGGCUUGCUGUUGCCGGCGGUCAAGAGUCCAUGUCCCGGUGUCCCCAUAUAACCCCUUCAGGAUGCAGUCUUAGGCGGGGAGGCGGUGGUGGCAACGGCAGUUGUCUACCCGUCUUUGGAGACUUUCGUUUGGUCGACAGCCUUCUUACUGACGGCUUGGAGGACGCUUUCCACGGCGUUCACAUGGGUGUCACCGCUGAGAAUAUUGCCCAAAAGUACCAAAUAAGUCGGAAAGAUCAGGACGCUUUUGCUGUUGAAUCUCAGGCAAAGUGCAAACAGGCAAUGGAAACAGGAAAAUUUAAGUCUGAAAUAGUCCCAAUCACCAUCCCCAACUGCGACAAACGCGGGUCUUCAAGUGGGCCAAUCGUGCUUGCAAACGAUGAGCCGCCUCGACCACAAACAACUAUGGAGGGGCUUGCAAAACUGCGACCCGCUUUUUCCAACGGGUUGCCCUUCACCCAAGAAGCGACUGUUACCGCAGGAAACGCCAGUACCCUUGCCGAUGGAGCUGCGGCCUUGCUACUUUGUAGGGCUGAUGCCGCUAAGUCAUUGGGUUUAAAGUGUCCACUUGGACGGAUUGUUGCGUGGCACCAGAGUGGUUGCGAGCCGCACGUCAUGGGUCUUGGUCCAAUUGAAUCAGUUAAGGGUCUAAUGGAAAAGCUCUCGUGGUCCAUGGAUGACGUUGACCUAUUUGAGUUGAAUGAGGCUUUCGCUGCUCAAUCGCUUGCUGUAUUGAACGAACUCGGGUUGCCUAAAGAGCGGACAAACGUGAACGGCGGUGCGAUUGCUCUGGGUCACCCACUUGGCUGCAGUGGUGCUCGAAUCCUGGUUACGUUAGUGCAUAAUCUCCACCGCCUUGCUCACAGCGACAGCCAGUUGGCUGGUGGUGUCACCGGGGUCUCGACAGGCGACCGCGCCAAACGCGACGGCAGGCGUCGUGGCAUCGCUGCUCUGUGUGUUGGUGGAGGCAUGGGACUCGCAUUGGCGGUGGAAAUUCUCUCCCACCUGACCUGCACGAUGUCUUCCCCUGUGACGUGUAAUCCAGAAGCUCUGCUUCAACAGACUUCCAUGAGCAACCUGGAACGGGUCUUCGUUCAGCGAGAUUUUUCAAAGGGCACCUCAGUCAGAUUCCAGACUUCCUUACCUCAGCGAUUGACGGGAAAGGCAAGCAGUGUUUUCGCGUUCUUCAUCCGUCUGUGCAUUUCUACGUUUCUGCCACAGAUUUCUGCGGAAGAGUUCGCAAAGGCCAUUUCUGAUUUGAAUGAAAUGUUUGACAACGCAGAGGCUUUAACUCCCGGUGUGAUUUGCGAAAACCUGACUGGAUGCCUCACGGCCUACCUCCUCUUCCUAUGCAUGCCCACUCAUUACGAAAGGAUGUUGGAUAAAAUCGCGUACCGCGUGAUCCAACUAAACGACCAGGUUUUCAUGCCCCGCGGCCUGCUUAUGAUAGAUCCUGCCGAGCGCGGACUACGCGUGAUUGAAAUUUGCAUCCUGAACAGCGCCGAUGCAAGCAGCUUACAGCCACUAUAA